Molecule: messenger RNA, 1134 nt
Organism: Diabrotica balteata
Lineage: Eukaryota; Metazoa; Arthropoda; Insecta; Coleoptera; Chrysomelidae
Source: the annotation of a GenBank genome assembly
AUGUCCUUUACGUUAAUAUUAGUCGAUGUCAAAACCCGGUAUGGAGACAUAUCGGUUUCUGGCCUCCUUGAGCAACAACCAAAUAAUCAAUUGGCACAUGCAGCAUGUGGUGAAGAAAAUGAACAUAGGGAAACAUUGAAUGUAAUGGCUGUUUCUGAUGUUUUUAAGGAUAUGAAGACAAUGAAUGUACGGGCAACGUCGGAUAUUUUUCCAGACAUUCAACCUUUCUCCAUAGUGGAAGAUGAGGGUUUCCGAGAAUUUUGGGACGUUGUGGGUUAUACUUUGCCCAGUAGGAAAACACUAAGUAAGACUUUACUUCCUGCCAAAUAUUUAGAGACUCUAAAUAAAACUAGAGAAAUUAUGGCAACCGGCGAAUCGGUAACAAUAAUUACUGAUAUGUGGUCAUCCAGAAAUAGUGAUCGUUUUAAGGGAGUUACAGCUCAUUUUAUAAAUGAUAAAUUCGAACUUAAGUCAAUUCUUUUGGAAGUUUCUCUGUUCGAGGGAUCUCAUACGAGUGUAAACUUAGCAAAUGAACUACAACGUGUUAUAACUAAAUCGGAUUUGCACAACAAAAUAUUUAUAGGUAUUACUGACAAUGCUGCAAAUGUAAAAAAAGCGAUUUUAGAAGAGUUACAAUUAAAGCAUUUGGGUUGUUUAGUACACACUAUUAAUUUAAUAGCUCAAGAUGGUCUAGAAUCAAUCAAAACUUUAAUUGAAAAGGUUAAACUUGUCGUUAGUUUAUUCAAGCGAAGUAAUUUAGCCAAAGAGAAGCUUGAUUGGUGUCAAAAGCAAAACGGCAAAGAUCCCAAAAAAUUAAUUCAGGCUGUUCCUACACGAUGGAACUCCGUUUAUUAUAUGCUGGAGAGAAUUGUUAACCUCAAAGAAGAAGCUAGAGCUUCUAUUGCGGUAUCAUAUCGACAUCAUUUGCCGAAAGACCGACAAAAGUUGUUGAAGUUAUCUUCAACAGCAGCCAGGGACAUUGAUUUGUCAUCAUCACUUAACACGCUACAAAAUAUUUUUAUGGAUUUGGCUGCCUCUAGAGGUGAAUAUUCUCGGGCUGAAUACGGACACUUAACUUCUACAAUCUUAUUGUCACCUACUAAUCCGUCAGGGGAAGCUCCUAAAAACCCAUAA